GUUUCCUGUUAUGUUAAUUUACACGAGGAGACAGAUAGAAUAACCCGGUUGUAACAGAGUUUCCUGGGUUGCAGGUAAAGGAGGAGGUGGUGUUGGAGGCGGGCUUGCUGCCUCCCACCAUGUGGCGGCGACGAGGACCGCACCUUAUCAAGGGUCACGGGACGUAUCUCCAUGUAGACUCAUCAAACGGAGAAGAAACAGUAUAAAGUAGUGCUCGCUGACGGUGUUUGGGGUUCCGGGCCAACGUCUCCACCCUACUCCACAACCCUUGAAUGCAUUCCAGCUAGAUUGUUACAGAUAAAGCAACGGAAAUGGAAUUCGAAAACUUUAUUGCGUAAUUUUUUUUUGUCUUAGAUUGUUUUUGUUUAUGUGUAAACCAAACACGUCUGUUUCAAAGCAACGUAACUGAAGAUGUAUAUAUAUAGUUAUAUGUAACUAUUUUAAAGUGAAACUGUAAGUUAAGAUGAGCACAACCAAGUUUUGAGGAAAUGGAGGAAUAAAAGAAGGAAAUAUAAUAGUGUGUAGUAGAGUGCAAGUCUUACUGCCUCAGACAAGAUGUGUGACGGCUACCAAAUCAGUUUUGAGCUGUCACAGGUGAACGGAAGCUUUGUAUUGAAGCCUAUCAUCACCCCGUGUCCUCAGGACCCAACACCUAUAAUCGCCGGCUCCUUCCUGUCGGUGAUAUUCCUAGUGGCCUUCAUCCUCAACCUAAUGGUAGUGGUGACUGUGUCGACCAGUUACACCCUCAAGAGGUUCCUCUACUGUCACCUCCUCAUCAACCUCUGCCUCGCCAGUAUGGUCGACUGCUUCUUCAACCUCAGUAUUGCCAUCGGCUACGUCUUCACCACACAGUGGAGGUUUGGUUAUGAUAUAAGUUACUUAAACAGUUUUACAAUUAAUAUGAUGAACAGCGAGAUGGCCUUCGCAGUCGUGCUGCUGGCAAUCGACAGAUUGGCUGCAGCCAAGAAAUAUAAUUCUUUCCUCCAAACUGCCAAGUCCAAAUUUUGGCUCAUGAUCCUCACAACGUGGGUGUUGUCGUUUCUGAUGGCAGUGCCCCUGGUAUGUGGCUACAUCAAAAGCAUACCGUAUAGGAACAGAUACUCGUGCUGCGUCGCCGACCCCUUGGACGACUAUUACCUCAUCAUCCACCUAGUGCUGGUGGUGUGUGUACCGACCGUUGUCAUGGUGGCGCUGGUGUGCAUCACCUCGGUUAUAUUCCACAGGGAGCGCCGAAAACAAAAGAAGGUUAAAGGCAACCAAACUAUAGGUUACUUUGAGCAAAUUUUGAUGACGCCUUAUUUCCGUAACGAGUUUUAUCCCGCGGUGUUUGCGAUGUGUAUAGUGAUAGUGUACUUGGUGCUCUGGUUGCCCUUCACCGCCCUCUCCAUUAUCAACCCCAUGGUGACACAACAUUGGGCUAACCAAACCACCAAUACCUCCACAAACAAUAACUACAAUCUAUUCACACCCUCGGCCGGCGGUAACUUUAAAGUGACCCGAGCGAUGCUUGACGAGAGUCAGCUCAGAGCUGUCAACAUGACCCCCGCCAAUAUCACCUCAGACAUGACGCCUGACAUGUCCAACAUUACCGUGAACGAAGGUCUCAUUCCAGAGAUACUAGACACGUCGGUCUUUGAUACAGUGGCCGUGUGGUUCCGUUUCAUUUUCGACGUACUAGUGCCAAUUUUAGUGUUUUCCAUACUAAGGGAUGUGCGAGUCAAGUGUGAGGGCCUCAUCAUGUGCUGUAGACCCAACUCCGUCGAUGUAGCCUCGCCCAAACCCACGCGCCCUUACGCCAACCGCCUGCCUACCACCCAAACAUCGGAGAAGAAGGAUGGCUCUGGGAAAUCACAGAAGAAACAAAAGAGCAACAACAAGGACACCAUUGACUUCAAGACACCAAUUCUGUUUUCAACUUCAGAAGGACUUCAUAUUCGGACAGUUGAAGAUACUUUCUUGGAUAUGAAAGAAAAUAAACCGUUGUUAGGCUUCAUGCGACAAAUUGUAGAACCGCCGAAAUUCGUUUAUAGCCUCUGUGACGUGAUGCUUGGGUAUGAGGAGCUCACAGACUUCGACGGUCAGUAUCACAUAGAUGAUAAUUAUGAUUUUGAAAAGGAACCAGUAGUUGUUAAUAUGGGAAAUGGUAACCCUGUUGUUCUUGGGGCACAGCGCGCUGCCGCCGGUCAGAAAUCCCCAGAAACGACUGAAGACGUUGAUGACGUUGUGAACAAGCUCGUUGACCUUGAUUAUCGACCACCUACUCCACCCAAAGUCCCGGUCGAGGGCAACGAUUCGGCUGAAAACGUCGGCGAAACAAUAGAAGUGGAUGAUGGAAAUAAGAAAAAGAAGAAGGUGGUUAGAUUUGCGACAAUGCUGAAUGAAAUCAUCCCCCCACGACCGAUAACACCCGAGAGCUCCAUUGAUAGCUCCUCUGCCAGCACCACUCGUUCCAGUGACUCGGGAAUUGAGGCCGAUAGCGAGUACAACUUAGCACACAAAGCAGACAUGAACAGAAAGCCGAAAUUGACUACCGACAACAAACGACAACACGUCUCCGCGAUACGCAUCGAGAAGAAUUUACCAACGACAAUUGCCACUCAGAGACCGCCAGGGCCUUACAGAAAGCCACCUACAACCUCUGGGAAACAACCUUCAACUUUCGGAAAAUCACAUUCAACCUCCGGAAAGCCAUCUGUAGCCGCUGGAAAGCCACAUGCAACCUCCGGAAAUCCAUCUACGACCUCUGGAAAACCUAAUUCAACUUCCGGAAAGCCGCCUCUAACUUCCCGGACGCCACAUUCAACCUCACAUAAACCUUCAGAACUGAAGACGUCGGAGAAAAUAUCAGGUUCCAAUAUACACAACAUCAAGAGUCGACACAUCACAAAUUUAAGCCCUUCAAAGGCGUCCCCGACGACCAAUGGAAGAUUCUCCAAAGCUCCCAGUGGCCAGCAUUCCAAACCCGAGGGCUAUGCUUCGAGAAAUGCUAGGAAGCGGCCCUAAGGUGACACAGCUCUGAGGUGACACAGCCCUGAGGUGACACGGCCCUGGCAAGGUUCCUGCUGCCCUACUUUGGAUACCCCGCCACUGUCCACAACUCUCCGCCGGCUUACGCACCCCAGCUCAACCUAGACACUCUCCACCAGUUUCUACGGACCAUCAACACACUUUACACAGCCACUUAUUCUCUUCUAAACCGUUAAAAACCUUUAUAACCCACUCUCUCUCUCUCUCUGAUCUAAACCAAUACCACUUCAGGUCAUUCCAAGUCCUCCGUUACGGCUGAGUGUUUGAGAGAGCGAGAGACUAAUCACAUCCUCGAUUCCCUUUGGCCGCAAUGCCUCUUACAACACCACAUUUUUUAGUGUUGAUUGUGUACUACAUACUCAUCAAGAGAACGGUAGCGGAAAAAUGAUUACAAUGGACAGUGUUCCAUGAACUACACUAGGCUACCUCCUCCAGAAGAGUAUGGGAACUCAAAUGAACUUGGAUAAGCCUUUAUAAAACUCAUCGUAAAUGCCACAGUUAAAUUCAGUUAAUAAAUAGCUAAAUAUGUCGGGUUAAUUAUAUACAACGAGAGACUUAGGCUGCACUAGUUAAGCCUCUUGAGUGGCUUAAUCUUCAUCAAUCAAUCUUGUGUAAUGGUGCUCAUACGUCCAAUGGUCAAAGGCUGGUCUACCAGGAAUGUGAUAUUUACGUUGAAUUUGAAGUUAACUUUAUCGCACAACAAACAUACCCUAACUCUAUCACACAACCAAAUAUACACUGACUUUAUCACACAACUAAACAUACCCCAACCUUAUCACACAACAAACAUACCCCAGUUUUAUCACAUAACUAAACAUGCCCCAACUCCAUAAUACAAAUAAACAUACCCAAACUUUAUCACGCAACCAAACAUAGCCUAACUUUAUCACACAAAUAUAAAUUGCACCUUUCCGAAGGUGAGAAUGGUUUGAACAGACCACACACUGAAUACAACCAGUAUUUUACUAAACAAGAAAGGUGUGGCUUAGCAAGUAAGACAAAGCCGUUGUCUUUACUCGUGCUAGAGUGAAAGUCAGCACUCGACAUCUUGCAGACACUGCAAGGCUUUUCCUUCGGAGUUUUCCAGUAAGCAGUUUUAUGGAGGAAGGGAGGGGGGGGGAGGGGACUUAGGUGCCAUUAUAGAUUUGUAUUUCUUAUAUAAAGUAUUGAGACUUAAUGCUUGUGGCCAAAAAUAUAUAACAAAUGUGAUAUGGGGGGUCAGUUUUGUACCUGUUUGAGUGUGUAUAACAAUAUAACGUACAAAUGUAUGCUCGUGUGGAAUAAAACACUAUACACUAAAACUUAUGGUGUUUGUAUCUCCCAGUAAAACCAAGUCGCUGGCCUGUUUCCAGUCGAUGGUAAAGGCUAACCCUUGCCCAGGAUGCAACUCACAACUGUUGCUUAUAGUUCCCAGUUACUGCGAGUUAACAGCUGCAUCAGGUGAAAGGAAACGUUG
Messenger RNA from Procambarus clarkii (red swamp crayfish), 4483 nucleotides. The record is from RefSeq and is a predicted model, not a curated record. NCBI's taxonomy places the organism in Eukaryota, Metazoa, Arthropoda, Malacostraca, Decapoda, Cambaridae.